Messenger RNA from Exophiala oligosperma, 1441 nucleotides. RefSeq lists its product as uncharacterized. Bases 106 to 600 code for a protein of 164 amino acids. Gene Ontology annotation, biological process: box C/D snoRNP assembly; snoRNA localization; maturation of LSU-rRNA from tricistronic rRNA transcript (SSU-rRNA, 5.8S rRNA, LSU-rRNA). The record is from RefSeq and is a predicted model, not a curated record. The transcript has 2 exons. NCBI's taxonomy places the organism in Eukaryota, Fungi, Ascomycota, Eurotiomycetes, Chaetothyriales, Herpotrichiellaceae. Gene Ontology annotation, cellular component: pre-snoRNP complex; nucleus.
AGAAUCGGCUGCAUUCGACAACAUCCGUGGAUGGAACAAUCACGCUAGACACGAUCUUUGCUUCCCUCAGUAUUGUCUAUAGAACACUUUCAAGAAUAGGUUUCAAUGUCACUUCAACCAUGCGCCAUCUGUGGGAGCAGAGACUCCAAGUAUCGCUGUCCCUCGUGCCGGGUCACUAGCUGUUCUCUUUCUUGUUACAAAACCCAUAAGAAUCAAUGUAGCCAGGUUGCAUUGGCAAGCGACCCCAAGCCAAGCAUGACAAUAGUGCAGGACAAUAUAUCCACGGACAAAGAGAAUACUUCUCCCAGGGAGCAGCUCUUGCAAGACCCAAGAUUGCCAGAGCUUUUCGAGCAAUACCCACUUCUACGUCAAAAACUGAGAUCCAUUUUUGAUACCACCGCUGACGGCAAUAACGAGAUCUCAUCCAACGAUCAUCACCACGGGAGGUCCAAAGCAGGACAGCCUCCGGCCCAACGUAUUGCCCGUUCAUUGCAAAAUCUUGAAAAGGAGCUGAGUUCAGACAACGCCGAACGCAUCGGUCUAAAAGCCUUCGCCGACUUGGUGGCGGAUAUCAAUUCGAAACAAACUAGAAAGACAUGAUUCAUCGUCGUGGUUCAUCCUGAUGGCUGCUCAAUUCGUGGCAUAGUAGGGAUCGGAGGGACAUCUGGUGCUUUCAGAUGACCGGGUGACCUUCUCCAGGGUCUCAUAGAUCGUGUCCUUCUGGGAACUUUGUUCUCCGCGGCAUCAUCGUCGUCUAAGUACAUAUCGAUAAACCUCUCCACGGGCGAUCUUUUCCGAAAGAUACCCAAGAUGGUUUCCCUUCGUUUUAACUGGGGUCGUCCGUUGUCUUUCAGCAGCAGCAAUGUCGACAGAGCUGUCUUAUCUUGGUUUUGGUGACCAACCUCUCCUUCACGCUCGCCAUCAUCGUCGUCGUCGUCAUCAUCAUCCACAACGUUCAGCGUGAGCGGCCCGCGGGGCUUGUAUUUCAAUUCAAGGGCUUCAGGGCCUUCUUGAAGCACUUGGAUUUCCAGCUCCCUCCGCAGCUGAUCUUCAUACGGUGAACACACCAGGAUGGGCGUGGGUGGAGGGCUCAGUGUUGCGGCAGUUGCGAGGGAUCCGGUGUGCGAGAGAGGCGAUACCAGUGAGGAUCUUUCGCGGUUCUCAGGCAGCGGUUCGGUGCAAUUCACGGUCAAACGUUCUUUGCGUUUCGGUGGCCUUUCUGCAUGGUUUCCUGGGUGCACUUUGACGGUCUUCGGUGACAGGCUGCUGCUGCGGCUUGGUAGUAGUUGUACAGUAGUGAAGCUAGUGGGACUCUCUGGUGGGAACGGCCAGGACGCUAUCAUGUCAUAGUCCGUUGCGUUGCUGGUCGGGGAAUUUGGCUCGUCGGGUUCACUAUCUGUGAAAUAGUCUUCUUCGUGAUUUGCUUGUCCAUUAUUGCCAC